This is a messenger RNA of Colias croceus (clouded yellow), 2806 nucleotides long. It is a transcript of the gene Prestin, whose product is annotated as prestin. Gene Ontology annotation, molecular function: bicarbonate transmembrane transporter activity; oxalate transmembrane transporter activity; sulfate transmembrane transporter activity. Lineage: Eukaryota; Metazoa; Arthropoda; Insecta; Lepidoptera; Pieridae. The coding region runs from base 288 to 2345 and encodes 685 amino acids. The transcript has 18 exons. Gene Ontology annotation, biological process: transmembrane transport. The record is from RefSeq and is a predicted model, not a curated record. Gene Ontology annotation, cellular component: membrane.
GUAUUCAGUCUUCGCGUAAAUUAUGUCGCGAAAAGUAAGCUUGAAACAGUGAUGUUUAUUUUCACUAAUCUUUCUUAAAAUAGCACGUGUAUUGUAAAACGUAUUAAAAGAGAGCGACCUACAAAAAUAAACAAUAUAGAGGCAGUUUUUUACCUUAUAAAUUCAGUGUCGGUUUGAGAUAAAGAAUUUUAACAGUGUAACAACAAAUCGUUUUAACUCAGUGAUCAGUUUAUCUCAGAUAAGUGAGUUUAGUUUGAGUGUGAAGCCGUGAACGAUUACAUGUGGAUAUGGACGAUUCGGAAAAGGAAAAGCUUAAUCCGAAUGGAUGGUUACAAGCUCGCUCCAGUCAGCAAUUCAACGUGAUAAGAAGGGUGUACCAGCAAGAUGCACUGAACAAGGAUGCUGAUUACCAAGUGCCUGAGAAACCUUUGAGCUAUAGAGCAAAAAAGGUGGUCCAGAGUUGCGGUUUCGCGCAUUGUCUUCUAAAUUCGUUACCGAUAGUAAAAUGGCUGCCAGCGUACAGUCCCAAACGGGAUCUGAUUGGAGACCUGGUCGCAGGAGCCACCACGGCGGUCAUGCAUAUACCACAAGGAAUGGCCUACGCGCUCCUAGCAGAAGUGCCACCAAUAGUGGGUCUAUACAUGGCGUUCUUCCCAGUUCUAAUUUACGUGAUAUUCGGGACGUCCCCACACGUCUCUAUGGGAACAUUCGCUGUAGCUUGCUUGAUGGCGGGGAAGGUAGUAACUCAAUAUGCAGCACACCCGGCUGUACCUGUUAUUGCAAAUGCGACUGAUUUAACUGAUGCUGUAAUGCAAGUGACGCCGCUGUAUACGCCACUACAAGUUCUCAGCAUAGUAACUUUGGCUGUAGGAUUAAUACAGGUAGUAAUGUGGGUACUCCGUCUCGGCGCUGUAUCUACCCUCCUUUCUGAACCUUUAGUAUCGGGAUUCACAACAGCCGCCUCAUUCCACGUGCUGGCGUCGCAGCUGAAAGACCUGUUUGGGAUAAAGUUGCCGAAACUGGGCAACAAUUAUAAAGUCGUUUUUACAGUCAUAGAGAUGUUCAAGAACCUGCCAAACACGAACUGGGCGGCGUUCACUAUAUCAGCCAUCGCUUGUACCAUCAUAGCUUUGAAUAAUGAAGUGCUUAAGCCAUGGGUAAGCAAGCGAAGCCGGGUGCCGGUGCCAAUAGAGUUACUAGCUAUAGUGGCGGGGACUGUGGCGUCCAAAUUGUGCGAUUUGAAAGCAUUGUAUGGGAUUUCUUUGGUCGGAAAUAUACCUACAGGGUUACCAGUUCCAGAAGUGCCGCCAAUCGAACUUUUAUCGGACAUAGCUCUAGAUGCGUUCACCAUCACCAUGGUAACGUACACCAUCUCUAUGUCAAUGGCGCUGAUCUUCGCGUCGAAGGAGAAAUAUGAGAUUGAUGCUAACCAGGAGCUGCUGGCGUUGGGAGCAAGUAACGUGUUUGGCUCAUUCUUCUGCUGUGCUCCGCUCUGUGCUAGUUUAUCGAGGUCCUAUAUACAAUAUCAAGCGGGCAGUAAAACGGGUAUAACCUCAGUAGUUAGUGCAAUACUAAUUCUAUGUGUAUUGCUCUGGGUUGGUCCGUUUUUUGAGCUCUUGCCCCGAUGUGUUCUGGCUUCCAUCAUUGUGGUGUCUCUGAAGGGAAUGUUCAUGCAGAUUAAGGAGUUAGCCAAAUUUUGGAAGUUGAGUAAAUUAGACGCUUUAGUGUGGCUGGUUACAUUUUUAACUACCAUGUUAGUAAAUAUUGAUAUUGGUCUAGGGGCAGGUCUCUUAGCAAGCGUGGGGGCACUUUUCUGCAGGUCACAGAAACCGUACACCUGCCUCUUGGGCAGAGUUCUGGAUACAGAUCUGUAUCUAGACAUUAAGAGGUAUCGAGCUGCUGAAGAAAUCCCCGGUAUCAAGAUAUUCCACUACUGCGGCGGUCUCAACUUCGCGACCAAGAAUCUGUUCAAGGAUACUCUUUUUAGGAAAGUCGGUUAUAUGAAGGAGGUAGAGGAGGAAAAUCUUACCAAGAGCGACUCGUACGAGUGGGACUCUAAUAUUGGGAGGAGGAUACAAUGCGUAAUAAUAGACGCAACAGCACUGUCAUACGUGGACGCGCCCGGUAUCAAGAGUCUGGUCAGCGCACACAGGGAACUAGUUGCCAACAAUAUAGCAGUGCUACUGGCGGGGGCUAAUGGUCCAGUCCUAGAGAUGAUAGAAAGGUACAACUCUCUAGAAACAGAACAGCUGCAAUUAGACACCUUCCCCACAGUUCAUGAUGCUGUGGUCUACUUCAAGGUGCUGGAAGCGAAGAAGGAACCCACCAUCAUGAUCAGCUCAUGAUGAACAGCUCUUCGGUGUGGAGUAUAUCAUGUUCAGCUCAUGAUGUACAGGUUCCAAAGAACUUGGUGUGAGGGUAUGAUGACGAUGAAAAUUCCAAUAAGUAUAUCGAACAUUCAAGAUCAGAUAAGGUAGAAGGUAGAAUCGAUUUUCUUUAGGGACAAGUACAAGUAAGUACUUGUCCCUAAAGAAAAUCGAUCAGUGAAACAGAUGUAUAAUGCAUCUGCCCCUUACCUCACUAGGGGACAUGGGACAUAUAUAUUGAACAUUCAUGUGGUUUUGAAGUGACCAACUUAAAUUUUAAUAUUUUUUGUUUUUAUGGCAUUCAAAUGCUUUAAACUUGUUGUGACCAAUUUAGUCAGUUUGUUUAUACAUGUUUGGGUUAAAAAUACCCCUAAAAUAUACUCCUGAAUAUAUUUAAUUUAUAGCAUUUAAAAGGUUUUUAAAUGAGAUUUUUGAGAAUA